AUGGCUGAAAUGCGAAACUUCAGUUGGGUGGUGGAAGAUAUUUUCAAGGAAACCUUUCUCACUUACAUGAACAGCUGGAGGAAAAACAUGACGGAAGCGGCAGACAAAUUGCAAGCCAAGGUUGAUGCUGAAAACUUUGACUAUGUUAUCCUUUAUUUGAUGGUGAUGAUUGGGAUGUUCUCUUUCAUUAUUGUGGCGAUCUUGGUGAGUACUGUGAAAUCAAAGAGGCGAGAACACUCCAAUGACCCCUAUCAUCAGUACAUCGUUGAGGACUGGGGCGAGAAGUAUAAAAGCCAGAUUCUGAAUCAAGACCUUAAGUGUGUCAUCCACGAAAACGUGGGUGCGAGGGACAAAACAAGCCCUGGAUCACCUUGA
Molecule: messenger RNA, 375 nt
Organism: Eurypyga helias (sunbittern)
Lineage: Eukaryota; Metazoa; Chordata; Aves; Eurypygiformes; Eurypygidae
Gene: KCNE2
Product: potassium voltage-gated channel, Isk-related family, member 2
Exons: 1
Coding region: 1-375 (124 amino acids)
Biological process (GO): negative regulation of delayed rectifier potassium channel activity; ventricular cardiac muscle cell action potential; membrane repolarization during action potential
Cellular component (GO): membrane
Molecular function (GO): delayed rectifier potassium channel activity; potassium channel regulator activity; voltage-gated potassium channel activity involved in ventricular cardiac muscle cell action potential repolarization
Source: RefSeq, a predicted model, not a curated record